Molecule: messenger RNA, 6382 nt
Organism: Dermacentor andersoni
Lineage: Eukaryota; Metazoa; Arthropoda; Arachnida; Ixodida; Ixodidae
Gene: dbo
Product: Kelch-like protein diablo
Molecular function (GO): protein binding
Source: RefSeq, a predicted model, not a curated record
GUUUUCUUGCCAGCAAACAUGCGUGUGUUUUUACUUACGUGAGGGAUGUCGAGACAGCAGUUUUAUCGGCAAACAAAAUAUAAAUUUAUCUGAUUUCUCUCGCGAGUUUUCGUUCUGUUAAGGUGUGGACGUACUGCUUUUGUUCCAGGUGUCAACCCAUGCGUCGGGACACCGGAAUUGUGAGGCGUUGACCUAUUGCUCUUUUGGCAACCGUCCUAGUGAGGUUAGCGUAGUUUUAUUCCUGACAGGAAAGCCUUUCGGGCGUAGGAACUACAUAUGACGUGGUUUCAUUUGAUGUCGUGUUUUCAAGUCACCGAAUGAACGCCAAAAGGGCUACGGAGGGGUGCGCUGUGCGAUGUAAGACCUGAGGAAUAUGAACGAUAUUCGUUGCUUUCGAAGCACCAUGGGCGAAAUACUGCACACGGAUCUGGACAGUUCAACGUCGCCCGCGAGGCUGGAGUAUACUUCCGAAAAGCAUUCUAGGCACACACUCGAAGCCAUCAAUCUGCUUCGACUACAUCGAGAGCUUUGCGACGUCGUUUUGCUUGUGGGAAACAGGAAGAUCUUCGCUCAUCGAAUAGUUCUGUCGGCAUGCAGCCCAUAUUUUCACGCAAUGUUCACCGGUGAAUUGGCGGAAAGUCGGCAGACUGAGGUGACAAUACGAGAUAUAGAUGAACACGCAAUGGAGCUGCUCAUGGACUUUGCUUACACAUCACACAUUGUGGUGGAGGAAGGCAACGUGCAGAUGCUGCUGCCAGCGGCCUGCCUCUUGCAAAUGGCAGAGAUUCAGGAUGUCUGCUGCGAGUUUCUCAAAAGGCAACUGGACCCAACCAACUGCCUUGGCAUCCGCGCAUUUGCUGACACACAUUCGUGUCGUGAACUUCUGCGUAUAGCGGACAAGUUUACGCAGCACAACUUUCAAGAGGUGAUGGAAAGUGAAGAAUUCCUUCUUUUACCAGUCAACCAGUUGGUAGACAUAAUAUCAAGUGACGAACUCAACGUCCGGAGUGAAGAACAGGUUUUCUCAGCAGUCAUGUCUUGGGUAAAAUACAAUGUUACAGAAAGGAGACAGAACUUGGGACAGGUACUUCAGCAUGUUCGGCUCCCUUUGCUCAGCCCAAAGUUUCUUGUGGGCACAGUGGGCUCAGAUCUUCUCAUUAAGAGCGAUGAAGUGUGUCGCGACUUGGUGGAUGAAGCCAAGAAUUACCUGUUGUUGCCCCAAGAAAGGCCACUCAUGCAGGGCCCACGCACUAGGCCUAGGAAGCCUGUGCGUAGAGGUGAAGUCCUCUUUGCAGUGGGUGGAUGGUGCAGUGGCGAUGCUAUUGCCAGUGUGGAGCGCUAUGAUCCUCAGGCUAACGAGUGGCGAAUGGUGGCACCCAUGAGCAAACGUCGGUGUGGUGUUGGUGUUGCAGUGUUGAAUGACCUUCUUUAUGCUGUUGGUGGUCAUGAUGGCCAGUCAUAUCUUAACAGCAUUGAACGGUAUGAUCCCCAAACAAAUCAGUGGUCAAGUGAUGUUGCCCCGACAAGCUCCUGCCGUACAAGUGUCGGAGUGGCUGUACUUGAUGGUUACUUAUAUGCUGUGGGAGGUCAAGAUGGCGUGUCAUGUCUCAAUUUUGUUGAAAGGUAUGACCCACAGACAAAUCGAUGGGCCAAAGUGGCGCCUAUGAGCACGAAGAGGCUUGGGGUGGCUGUGGCUGUGUUGGGCAGUUACCUUUAUGCCAUGGGUGGCUCAGAUGGCACAUCUCCACUCAACACGGUGGAGCGAUAUGACCCACGGACCAACCGCUGGAGUUCUGUGGCAUCCAUGGGCACUAGGCGCAAGCAUCUGGGCUCAGCUGUUUACAGCAACAUGAUCUAUGCUGUUGGAGGUCGUGAUGACACUACAGAGCUCAGCAGCGCAGAACGCUACAAUCCACAAUUGAACCAGUGGCAACCAAUAGUGGCCAUGACUUCACGGCGCUCUGGGGUUGGACUGGCAGUAGUGAAUGGACUUCUUUACGCUGUCGGUGGAUUCGAUGGCACCACAUACCUGAAGACAAUAGAAGUGUACGACCCUGAACAGAACCAGUGGAAACUCUGCGGAAGUAUGAACUACAGGCGUCUUGGAGGUGGAGUCGGUGUUGUAAGACUUCCACAGCAUGAGGCGCACUACUGGUGAAACCAAAUCUUUGGCGGUGCCCGAAAACCAUUGUGUGGGCCUGUGCAUUCAGAGACUUUGAAUAGGUUGAAAGGUUCUGACCUUCAUACUAGGCACCUUGGUGAUUUUAAAUUGCAUGCCAGCAGUUGAAGUUAGCUACAAGACUCAACCAAACAUUGACUGGCCACUUGUGCUGUGUACUACUAUGUGGUCAUGUUUCAUAGGUACUGACAGGCAUUGAUGCAUGCUCUCUCGAGUUGCUAAAAAGUAGUUUUUUUGUGCCACACCUACAUAUGUUUUUUAUUAGUGUAUAUUUUUGAACUAAUUGUGUAUUUGAGACUGCUGACCAUUUAAUUAAGUAUUUUUUCCUGUUUUAGCUCUCAGGGAGCUGUAUUUUUGCAGUUGUGUUUUAAAGCAGUUGCACCUGCUUCAGCACUAAUGGCUAGGCCUGCACAAUUAUUGCCAUGUAUGACUGUAUGGCAUGACAAGCAGUUUUUAAUACUCACUACUGCAAUGCUGUUGGUGCCUAUGAAGUGAGGAUUCAAAAACAGUGUACAAUGUGUAUGAAUGUUUUUAGAGUACAUGGAAAUGUUUUUAAACUUCCUCGCUAUGCACAACCUACUCUACUCUACAGACAAUGACAAAUGCAGUCUCCUCAAUUUUGGUGUACUUUCUGCACUAGUACAGGCACUGCAGCGCUAACUACCCAUAUUUGGCAUUUUGGAGAGCUAGUUCUGUACAAAAUAGCAGAACAAUAAGCCACUUGUUUUAGCAUCUGUUGCAUAAACAUUAAGAAUGAGUAGCAAAGAAAUUAUUUUAGUGUUUGACCAUUUUGGACAUUCAUAUUAGCUAUGAUGUAAAACUGUGUGAAGCCCAGUGGCAUUGCACAGACCUGUGAAGCUGCUAUGUCGGUCUAGAACCAGAGAUAUUACUUGCUCACUGAUGUUCGAUUUUUUUAGCUGCAGCAAAUUUUUAACAGUAUUUUACCAUCCAUAUAUGUUUUUGGGUUUACUCAGCUCAUUCGUUAACCCACCUAUUCAAAUCUGUGACCAGUGAUUGAUGAUUUCAUCCACUAAUUUCAGCAUGUUGAAAUAGUUUCUGAGAUACAUAGCAAUACUAUUCAUUAAGUAGUCUAGGAAAAGGCUUUAAGAGAAUGUUGUAUUUUUUGUUUUUAUGGUAGAACUGUGAUUUUUGGCACAGCUUUCAGAACUGUUUGGCAAAAUUUUGCCCUUGCCACUUAAAAAAAAAAAAAUGCAUGCAGGUUUUGAUUAUGGUCCCCCAGUGUUGAAAUUUUAGUGAUCAGAGCAUCAGCAGAUCAAGCAGCAAGUCUUGGAAUGACAAUACAUAGUCAGAUUAACGAUCUCACAUUGCUGAAGGGCAGUAAUUCGAAGUAAAUGUCAGCAGCUGUCUGCCAGUAAGUUUAGGUUUCGACCCAAAUUGGUUUAUUUCUCUCAAGCACAUUUGGAAAGGUCUGCCACACGUCCUACAUGCAGAACUGGGCAUUUUCAUGAUGGUUAGUAUAUCUGCAGUUUCAGAAAGCCCCAACUUCAGCUAGUUGUUCUGAAUUGAGCUCCUACAGCAGCUGCCAAGCCCCAACAGAGAAGAUUUAUGAUGACCUUUCUGCUCUAAAACCAGUACCAGAUCAUCAAUACUAACCCAGGAAGGUGUACAAGUGGCAGUAAUGCAAGAUCUACUGUCUGGAGCAAAGUCUAUCAUAAAACAAAUGUUUACAAUCAGAAAUGCAGUCUACCUUUAACCUACAAAGUAGAGGAACUGCUUCACCGCAUGGCAUGGUCACGGGAAAGACUAACCUUUUUGUGUUUCAUACUGAAAGAACAGUUCUGUGCAGACUGUUUUGUGAAAAGUGUUCUUUUUAUCCAUUUAUCUGUGAAAUGUAUUUACUCUGAAUUUCUUUUUACAUCAGUGUCCUUUUUAUUUUUUAUAGAUAUAUCGAUAUUUAUAGUAUCUUUUUUCAAACAGCCAUAAAAAUGUCGGAUUCUCAAAUGUUUAUCUAUUUAUUAUUUUUCCUUGCAACUUAUGUAUUUGGAAACGCCAAUUAGCUUUCUACAGGUUAUAAUGCUGCAUUACAUGCGAAAGCAUUGUCUGUAGUGAUAAAAUAUAAAAUUGCUGUUUCAUAGAUCCCUAAAAAAUAGUUUACCUGCAGUAACAGAAGAAUUCAAAAACUGUGGCACUCUCAUUCUUGAUGUUGCCUAUGGAUGUGACGUACAAAACUGUUGCUUCCGAACCUUUAUUGAACACUUUGUCAAACAGUGUAACAUGUGCCUCCCACUUUUCAGGUAAGCCUCACUGUGCUGUCACUGUAAAAUGUAAUUGCUGUUAAGCUUGCCAAUUUUUCUCUUUUCACAGUGCUUGGAGGAAGCAUAUGCUGCUUUUCCUUCAAGCACUUCUCAAGCUCUAGUUGAGAUAAAAAACUGUCUUACUAAAAUACUUUUUUUCUUGCAUUACAGCAUGUACAGGAAAAGACCAGGUACAUUUUCUUUUCCUUAUACGCUCAAUGAAAAUAUGGCCAGGUGUACUUUCGCCUCCAAAUAUAAGAAAUAGCUCACACAUGUAGAAGCACUAGAGUUUUUCUUCAGUGUGCCAGAAAAUUGCAAUGGUAACACAUUCUUGAGUAUUGCUGAGAGCUCUGAACUGCUGCCAGAAAAGCCUCUUGAUAAUGGAGAAAUGGCAGACAAACCUCCCUGUUUGAGCAACUAGUGCUAGAGAAACGUGCUUCUUGUGCAUGAACAAUGGAAAAUAGUGAUCUGCAUGUUUAUUUUAAUUUCAAAAAAUAUUUUGUGCUUACCCUCAGUUUGCUCUCGAUUUUGCUACAAAAUAGCAUUUUUUUAUCAGAAUUGUUUGAUGUAACACUUGGCAUCACUGCUUGGUUGGUUCGCCUGGAAAAAAAAUGAACAAACACCACUGUCAUAUGAGCAUAAGAGAGCUGCUGCCUAAAUUGGACUAGCGUCACCACCUCUCAGCAACUUGAAACAAAAAAAAGGUGUGUGGAUAAUUAGUGUGCUAGGGCAACUUUGUGAGGUCACGGUUGAUGUGAAAAUUUAGUUUCAUCUUGUCUUGGUCGAGAUCACAAAAUGGUUUCACAUUAUUGAAAUAUGAAGCACCCAAGCCCAUUAAGUUUUCCCGUUUUCUUUAGUUGCCAACAGGCAGCGAGACCAGUCCAUGUCCAUGCAGCAACUCGCUUAUGCUCCUAUGUCAUUGUUUUUUUUUAUGAAUAAGCCAAGCAGCAAUGACAAGUGUUGAUGAUGUGGACUAAAAAAUGUGAUGUUGUAGUGAAAUUUGGAAAUAGACAAAGCCUUCUACUCCCCCAGUAACUGUCAUUGCAAUGUGCAUAAAGUGCAGAAACUGUGUUUAUUUUCAACUGUUGGUGUAAAAAAAUUGUGUGUAUGCAAAGAACUGUAUGCCUCCCUUAUUUGUGACAAAAAGCCAUGGAAGCUGGGACGCCAAAGUUCUGGGAAUCCCCUCACAUUUGUUGCCGGUGGUGAACACAGCUGCAGACAUUAUGGCUGCUGUUUGUAUUGAAAUACAACUGUUUCACUUGGAAAGUGAGAGCCAUAGACUGUGGAGCAUGUGUCUCCUCUUUGUGCUAUGACCAAGCAAGUGGUGUGUUGUGUGCUUGAACUUUUUUUUAUUAACUGUUGCAACCAAAUGUAUGGGGUGGUGGGCUGCAAAUGAAUGUGAUGCUUUCUUGCCGAGCUCUGUUAGGCUGGCCUGCAGUGUACAUAAUUGCCUGUGGUUCUGUGUAAACUUGGGGAAGUUGGACAAAUGCUGUAUACCACUGCAUUCACAUUUUGAAGUUGCUCACUGUAAGGCUGCCAAGUUUUGUGCCUCUUGCUCCCCAUCCUGCAUGCUUUUCUUGCCAUCACUUGUUGCACUUACUUAGGUGCCAUUAUUGGCUUUUAUUUGAGGAACUUGUGCAAAAAAAUGUACCAAAGCACUACAAAUGCUUUCUCACUGUAAAGAAAAAUUGUUAACGUGCGCAUGCUACAUGAAGCCUUAGCUGCUCACAACAGAGAAGGCUUCACAGUACUGCUGCACUAAUCCAUUAGAUUCAUGCAUGCCACAUAAUGUAUGUGUCGUGCUCACAUACAUUAUGACAUGAACUAGUGUGGCAAUGUAAACCAUUUGAGGAGAUUACUAUAGAGCUAAUCUCUUUUCAUCAGAGAACAUUAGCAUUUUACUAGUGUUCUUAUCGGCUCAUGCAAUUAAACAUGUUUCACACGAUGA